GGAAUUGAAGUCAGUAAUGUCAGAAGCUUUGCGAAGAAUUCGCAAGUAUUUCAUGAAUUGAGCUUUUAUUUCUGGGCUAGUAGAAAAAGUCGGGGUUCGCGGGGGAAAGUAGCACAUGUGAAAAGGAAUCAAAAACGUUGCGCCUGACAGGACAUCCAUACAUCCACCCCACUGUUGUGUCAAUAUUCUCAUAAUAAAAAGCAUUGAAAAAAAAAUCAUAUACAUCUCAUCACCAUACACAAACGAAUCACCUAAUAAACCACUAGAUGAAAGUAGUCUGGCGUACAGCAGCUGCUGUGGAAUAUUUUGGUAGGUCGGAGGCGGCGGCGGUUUGUAUGCAAGUGUCUGCAGUAGAAAUUGAACAGGAAGUGAGGUUAUGCACGUCAUCGACGGUGCAGCGGCGGGGCGGGAAGCGCGGGAGAUUUGAAAUGAUGGCAGCGGAUGAGCCGCAGCAGGCGUUCACCCACGACGACGAUUUCCAUGAUAUCGUGAACGACAAGGAUACGCUGCGGAGAGCGACAGAACGCUUCCUGGUCAACAUGAUUGACGAGCUUACGCUAGGCAUCAUCUUCGACACGCACCGCAAGUACAAGACGCGCGCCUUCGAUCUGGACGGCGACGGAUCUCCCUGCAAUGACAUUGGAAACGAUACCAGCGUUGAUAUCUUCGGCCAACACAACAUGAAGAAGACGCAGGAGUGCGAAUGUCCCAAUUGCGAUAGGGCCGUGGUGGCCGCAAGGUUUGCGCCACAUUUGGAAGCCUGCUUGGGCAUGGGACGCAGCAGGUCGAGGAACGCGAGCAGAAGGAUCGCCAAUAACAAUAGUAACAAUAACAACAAGGAUCGCGAUAGCAACAUGUACAGCGAGCUACCUAGCGACGAUGAGUUCGAUGACUCCGGUGACAAGAGGCGGAAGAAGAAGCACAGGAACGGCAACAAGAAAGGAAAAGGCACGCCUAAAAAGUUGAUCAGCGAGACUGAGCCAAUUGAGACUACCACAGUCGACAUCGAGGGCGACGAGGAUGGUGAUGUUAGCCUGAAAGACUUCUUGCAGGACAAUUCGAACCAUUCUUCGCCUGUCGAUGUCAGCGCACCUGCCACGCCCAAUUCAAACAAAAGCAAGAAGGAUAAAAACAAGAAUAAGAAGAAUAAGCGCGACAGGACAUCGCCGAGCACUAGUCUUGAAUGAUUCAGGGCUUCGCGGUUUUCCUGCGUUCAUUUUUCCUUCAAUUCCCGAUUAGUCAACAUAAAGGAAUAAUCGUACGCCACAUGAGGCGUCUCUGUCCAUCCAUUCUUGUGACAACAGAUUGGUUUAUAGCCGAAAGCGAUUAGACACUGAACUCUGCCAGCUUUCAACAAUAUUCAUGAACGUUAUUCAGUUAUCCACGAUAAUUUAUGUAACUGCUCAUCGGAUAAUGUUGAUAACUACUGACUCAGUUCGUCAUGUUUAUCUUGUCUUUUCAUAAUUA
Messenger RNA from Nicrophorus vespilloides, 1467 nucleotides. RefSeq names its product SAGA-associated factor 11 homolog (gene Sgf11). The transcript has 4 exons. Gene Ontology annotation, cellular component: SAGA complex; DUBm complex. The record is from RefSeq and is a predicted model, not a curated record. Gene Ontology annotation, biological process: regulation of transcription by RNA polymerase II; positive regulation of DNA-templated transcription. Lineage: Eukaryota; Metazoa; Arthropoda; Insecta; Coleoptera; Silphidae. Bases 267 to 1187 code for a protein of 306 amino acids. Gene Ontology annotation, molecular function: transcription coactivator activity.